Molecule: messenger RNA, 1809 nt
Organism: Daucus carota subsp. sativus
Lineage: Eukaryota; Viridiplantae; Streptophyta; Magnoliopsida; Apiales; Apiaceae
Product: transcription factor AS1
Exons: 3
Coding region: 461-1543 (360 amino acids)
Source: RefSeq, a predicted model, not a curated record
UAACCAUAUACAGUACUAAUACUACAGUCUACAGUACUCGACUUCUAGGGGGAAACAUUUUGAUGUGGGAAUGACAUAAUCACAUUUCCUUAUUUGAACUUUAAAUCGGCCUGUUCUUUCCCAUCCGCGUGCCCCUUCUUUUCCGCUCUUUGUCAGUUCUUCUCUUUUAUCUCUUCACUUAUUUUCCCUGCAUCAUGUGUUUCUUCUAUCCCCAACUCAUAAUAUAACAGCUCUCCCUCCUCUGUUUCCAUCACAUUCCAGCUCUCUCAAUAUUAAAACAAAAACAGGAAGGUUUCAACAAGAGCAGCCUCGAAUAAAAAUCCUGGCUCUACUCUACAAAACUCAAUAUAUCUAUACUGCAUAUAUAAAGAAGUACUUCUUGUCAACAUAAAGGCAGAAGCUUAAUCACUUUGAGUUAUGGUGCAUAAUAAGAUGAGCUUAGGGCAAUGGGAGAUGACAAAUGCAACUGGAUAUGAAAGAGAGACAGAGAUGGCGCAGUGAAGAAGACGCUUUACUACGUGCAUACGUGAAACAAUAUGGACCCAGAGAGUGGCACCUUGUGUCACAGCGGAUGAACACGCCCCUAAACAGAGAUGCAAAAUCCUGUUUGGAAAGGUGGAAGAACUACCUUAAACCUGGUAUAAAAAAGGGUUCCCUUAGUGAGGAGGAGCAACUCCUUGUUAUUCGUCUUCAGGCCAAACACGGUAACAAAUGGAAGAAAAUUGCUGCUGAAGUCCCAGGCCGAACUGCCAAGAGAUUAGGUAAAUGGUGGGAAGUGUUUAAAGAAAAACAACAGAGAGAACAGAAGGAGAAUACGAAGAGUGUAGAUCCUAUUGAGGAUAGCAAAUACGAUCAGAUUCUAGAGAAUUUUGCUGAAAAAUUAGUUAAAGAUCGUCGGCCCCAAGCAUUUAUGGCUACUUCUAGUGGUGGAUUUCUUCAUCCUGACCAACCUGUUCCAUCACCUCCAGCUUUACUCCCUGCAUGGCUUUCUAAUACAAGUGCUCCUUCAAAUGCAAGGCCACCCUCGCCUUCAGUGACGCUCAGUCUAUCUCCCUCAACAACUCCGCUCCCAACUUCAGUAUCAUGGCUACAUCCUGAAAGGGGACAGGACAGUACUCCCUUAACUUUCAGCAAUAUGCCAUCACAUGGAGCGCCUCAACGAGAACAUAUGCUGGUCUCUGAACUGUUGGAAUGCUGCAGAGGAUUGGAAGAAGGGCAUAAUGCUUGGGCAGCACACAAGAAGGAAGCAGCUUGGAGAUUAAAAAGGGUAGAGCUGCAGCUUGAAUCGGAAAAGAUGUGCAGACAGAAAGAGAAAUUGGAGGAAAUUGAGGCCAAGGUUAAAGCUCUCAGAGAAGAGGAAAAGGUAACCCUGGAUAGGAUUGAAGCUGAAUACAAGGAGCAGUUGGCUGGAUUGAGGAGGAAUGCAGAAGCCAAGGAACAGAAAUUAGCUGAGAAUUGGGCUGCAAAGCACUUGCAUCUUGCCAAGUUUAUUGAGCAGAUGGCAGGUCACCAACCAAGAAUUUCUGAACCUAAUGGGAGGUAGCUGACCAAAUAGCUUGCAUCUUGUGUAGUUCACUGGGCAGAUGGGAGGUCAAAAGGUCACCAACAGAGGUUUGAUGAACAUGAUUGGAGGAAUUUAGCUCUUGUUGUCUCAGUGAUUAGUAUGGUGAUAACUGUUUCUGUUUCUUCUUGGUUUUGUGCUACUCAAGCUUUACUAUAUUCUUCAAUCACCAUUAGGUUGUAAAGUAGCAGUCUCUUUCGUUUAAUAAUGUGUUCAUUCUCUACUGAUAAUACAUAACUUAUAAUUGA